GAGACGUAAGUCACGCUGGCACAGGCCCUGCUCCUGUUACAUGCUCGGAGACAGUAGCGCAUUUUGAGGGAAAAAGAGGUAUUAAAAGCGCAGAUUGGAGCCGAUACAGUGGGAAUGGACUGAGCAUACAGUCCAGGUCCACGCUUGUUUUUUUCUACUCCGGGUCUUCCGCACGUCCCACUGUACUCGGCUCCUGAUUUGCUGUGUGCCACGGUCACGUGAUGGUGCGGGUCUUGUGGGCGGGUCUUCGGCUGCUCCCCAGUGACGUCACCUGUCUGCUAAAACCACGCUCUUCUCGGGUUUGCGCAAAAGGAGGGCUAUUUUGGAGCAGAGAGACCGCAAAACACAACUUUACAGCAUCUAGGACAAUUUAUAGUGGAGUGAGAAGGUCCUCUGUCAAAAUGCCUGAAAUCACGACAGAUCACUUAGAUGAGAAACAGGUGCAGCUUCUUGCUGAAAUGUGCAUCUUAAUCGACGAAAAUGACAAAAAGAUUGGAGCUGACACAAAGAAGAACUGUCACCUCAACUCCAACAUCGACAAAGGUUUAUUGCAUAGGGCUUUCAGCGUCUUUAUUUUCAACAGUGAAGAAAAGCUGCUGCUACAACAGAGGUCUGAUGCCAAAAUCACUUUUCCAGGCUGCUUCACAAACACAUGCUGCAGUCACCCUCUGCACACAGCGUCUGAACUGGAAGAGGCAGAUGCGAUCGGUGUGAGGAGAGCCGCUCAGAGGAGACUGGAGGCAGAGCUGGGCAUCCCCAUGGCACAGGUCCCUCCAGAAGAGAUGACAUUCCUCACCAGAAUCCACUACAAAGCUCAGUCUGACGGAGUUUGGGGUGAACAUGAGAUCGACUACAUCCUCUUCAUGCAAAAGGACGUGGAGUUGAACCCAGACCCAAAUGAGAUCCAGAGCCAUUGUUAUGUGAGCAAAGAGGAGCUGAAGGAGCUGCUGCAAAAGGCCAAACAAAACCAAGUCAAGAUCACUCCCUGGUUCAGUCUCAUCGCAGACACAUUUCUGUUCAAAUGGUGGGACAAUCUGCACGACCUCAAGCAGUUUAUGGACCAUGACAAUAUCCACCGCAUGUAACCAGAUAAUACAGAUAAUGCAGUACAGAUAAUACAGCCACACUUUGCCUAUUUCAGCUACUACUGAGUGUAGGGGCCUAUUACUCUAUGGUACAUUCACUGUAUUUGUAUGAAAUCUCCAAACAGUAAUACAAUUGUUUUAUAUGGAGCUCCACAGUACCUCCCGCUACGAAGGCCUUUUGAAGAAAAUUCAAAUAUUAAAAGUUCAAAGCCAUCACAGAGGCUAACAAGCUAUGUGGUAACAAAUAUCCAUUACACUGUAAGUCCAAAAUGCUAAAUUCUGUUAAAUGUUUUAAUAACUAAGCGGUUUAUAAAGUUUCGGAAAGAGAUUUUAAAUAAAACUAUAGUUGUCACAUAGCUGAUUAGUCUAGAGCAAGUUUUCAGACUUUUAAUUUUACUUUUUUUUUUUUCAGACAGUCUAUGGGAAAAAUGAAUGGGAAAUUUACUCCCAGCACCAGGGGUGGGUGGUCACUGUUGAGCUCCAUGUAUUUUUCUUUUGUAUUGGGUCUAUGAUGGCAAAACUCCACUCUGAAAGUUGUGAAAAGCACUCAUCACAGUGAUGAAUUAGAAUUUUUAUAUUUUAAAAAUGUGGUGCAGCGCCUUUAAUCUGGUAGUGGCCAGUCAUCCUUAAAGAGGGGGUAAUAUGCUUUUUGUUUAGUCGUUGCUUUUUUCAAUGUUAUAACGUUGUUCCCUCAUCAAAAACAUGCCUGAAGAGGUUUUAGAGGUUCCAUGCAUGUUUGAAUAAUAUUUCAAUCUCUUCUGGGCCCUAUUCAAACCCUCCUUAGCGGUUAGCAAGUAAUGUGUUAGCAGUUAAUGCCUUAUAGAAGUAAAAUACAUCAUGGUGGAUCGUCUGGUUUAGUUGAAAUUUCUCAAAGUCAGAACAUUAAUCUUAAUUUGAGCCUUUUGACAGGUUUUUACUUUAGGCUUAGUUGCUAAUUAGACCAAGAUAAUGUGACUAUUACAAAAGUAUUGAUUCAGAAUUACAGAAAUUGUAUUUUAUUGGUCUUUUUGGACAGCAAUAAUAAAGUGAUAAUAUUUCAAACAGGCUCUGAAAAAAGCAUCAGUGUUAAGGACUUGCAUGUGCAGCUACAAUAAGAUUUAACCUGUGAUCACCUGAAUGAGCAGAGAAUCUUCUUUAAAAGUAAUGGACAACAGGGCACAGCUACUGUAUAGUAUUUUUGCAUUAUGUGGUCACAGUUGGCUAUGUGCAGUUACAAUAGGAAAGGCAACUAUGUGUGUCAACUAUGUCUCUUAUUGGAAAGAACUGCAUACCUCUGCUAGGUUUUUAAUAAUAAAAUAUAUAUUUACACUAU
Molecule: messenger RNA, 2397 nt
Organism: Periophthalmus magnuspinnatus
Lineage: Eukaryota; Metazoa; Chordata; Actinopteri; Gobiiformes; Gobiidae
Gene: idi1
Product: isopentenyl-diphosphate delta isomerase 1
Exons: 7
Coding region: 222-1085 (287 amino acids)
Biological process (GO): isoprenoid biosynthetic process; isopentenyl diphosphate biosynthetic process
Cellular component (GO): cytoplasm
Molecular function (GO): isopentenyl-diphosphate delta-isomerase activity
Source: RefSeq, a predicted model, not a curated record